AAAGCCCCGCCCCUUUCGCUCUGGACGUGUUUGUAUUUACAGCUCAAGUUCUUCCAGCUUUCGCCAAUAAACCGAGUCCGAUCGCUCCUGGACCGAACGGAGGGUAUCACCAUGGCCUUUCAGGGGUCCGAGGGAGUGGAGGAACAGAUCGAGGAGCCGGAAGACGCUCUGAGAGUUUCUCCGGCGGAGGAGAUGCCCGUCGACGGGCCUCCAGCGGUAGAGGAGCCGUUACUGCUGCCGUGGGACCGCUUCUCCUCCUGGCUCCACUGCAUCUGUGUGGUCGGCUUCGACCUGGAGCUCGGGCAAGCUGUGGAGGUGAUUUACCCACACCACUCCAAACUCACUGAAAAAGAGAAAACAAGUAUAUGCUAUCUGUCGUUCCCAGACUCCAAUUCAGGUUGUCUCGGGGACACGCAGUUCUGCUUCCGUUUCCGGCAGGCCGCGGGCAGGAAGUCGUCACUCGGAUGUUUCCUGGACCACUUCGACCGGGAUGCUCCGGUUUGUCUCAAGAGGGAUCAGGGCUAUUACUACGGGUAUGUGUACUUCAGACAGGUGCGAGACAAGUCGCUCAAAAGAGGAUACUUCCAGAAGUCUCUGGUCCUCAUCAGCAAGCUUCCCUACGUGACCUUUUUCCACUCUCUGCUGAAGCUCAUCGCCCCAGAAUACUUUGAGAAACAGGAGCCGUGUUUAGAGGCCGCAUGUAAUGACAUUGACCGCUGGCCCACGCCGUGUCAAGGGAAGAUCCUCACGCUCCCCAUCAUGGGUGUGGUCAUGAAGCUGCGCAUCCCCACGUGUUACGACAAGCCUGGAACGUCUCAGCUCGUCCAGUCCGCUCCGAGCGACAGCCUGGUGUCCAUCGUUCUGCCCACUGUCCACGAAGUGGAUCUCUUCAGGUGUUUCCAUCCAGUGUUUUUCCACAUUCAGAUGUUAUGGGAGCUUGUGUUGCUCGGUGAAGCGCUGGUGGUCAUGGCUCCUUCACCAGCGGAGUCUUCGGACACGGUGUUGGCGUUGGUCAGCUGUAUCUCUCCUCUGCGCUACUGCAGUGAUUUCCGGCCGUACUUCACCAUUCAUGACAGUGAGUUUAAGGAAUACACCACUCGAACGCAAGCUCCGCCUUCGGUCAUCCUGGGAGUUACGAACCCAUUUUUUGCCAAAACUCUCCAGCACUGGCCUCACAUCAUCCGCAUCGGAGACAUGAAGCAAGCAGGAGAGAUGGCCAAACAAAUGAAAGUGAAGAAACUAAAAAAUCUGAAGACUUUGGACUCAAAACCUGGUGUCUAUACCGCAUAUAAACCCUUCCUGAACAAAGACGAGGACAUUAUCAAGCAGCUGCAGAAGGGAGUCCAGCAGAAGCGCCCUUCGGCGGCCCAGAAUGCAAUUCUACGUCGAUACUUCCUGGAACUUACGCAGAGUUUCAUCAUUCCACUGGAGCGUUACGUGGCCAGUCUGAUGCCUUUACAGAAGAGUAUCUCUCCUGGAAAGUAAGGCGGUCCCCCGCAGCUGCGGCCGUUCAACCAGGAGGAGUUCAUGAAAACCCUGGAAAAAGCCGGACCUCAGCUCACCUCACGACUCAAAGGAGACUGGAUCGGCCUCUACAGGCAGUUCCUGAGGUCUCCGAACUUCGACGGCUGGUUCAGGAACCGCAGGAAGGAGAUGACGCAGAAGCUGGAAGCUCUUCAUCUGGAGGCGCUGUGCGAGGAAGACCUGCAGCUGAGGGUCCAGAAACACACGGAGGUGGAGACGGUCGACCUGGUGCUCAAACUCAAGGAGAAACUGACUCAGGCCGAGAAAGAUCAGCUUCCUGUCAAAGCAGGAACUCUUCCCAAACUGCAGGCCCACAUCGAGAGCAUCAUCCGGUCUCUUCCCGAGGACCUGCAGGGCAUCCUACACAAACCGCCGAGCCCCUGACCCUCGGCCGGCGCUGCCCGGAGAGGACGGGGUUGACCUCACACGCGCGCCCCCUCGAACGCUGGCUAACAGGAAGUGACUGCGGCCCGAGCGGCGCGGACGGGGGCGGAGCCAGGCACACUCUCAGUCUUUAUGCUGUACGUCUCACCGUGUGAGAUUAACAUUCCCUUCGCUUUUUUUAAACAUGAAGAUGCUGUCGGGGACGGAGAGAGCCGGUCUGACACGAGAACUGAAAUCCAGGGAACGUCCCCAGGUUGUGUUUCACCCCGAAAUGAAGAACGUAUAUUGAAGCCUGGUAUAUAUUUACACAGUUGCAUUGUUUUUGCUAUAAUCUGGUCGUUUCACGUGAAUAAUUAUACAUAUAUAUAUAUAUAUAUAUAUAUAUAUAUAUAUAUAUAUAUAUAUAUAUAUAUAUAUAUAUAUAUAUAUAUUAUAUGAAUGCUCUCAUUAUUGGAUCAUUUGACAUAUAUAUAAAAAAAAAAAAAGCAGAAUUACUGAAAUAAUGAUUAUAUAAAUAUAAAUAUAUUUUGUCAAUGUAAUUUGUUGCAUUAUAGGUAAUUAUUAGGUAUUUUAAUUUAAUGAAUAGUAUUCAAAUUUAAUAAUUUUUUUGGCAUUUUUUACAUUGUGCUAUUUGCAUAAUUAAACGCGUCUCCUAAGUUAUUACCAAUAUGCAACAAAUCUAUUUUUUUUGCAUUACAGAAUGACUCCUUAUUUCACAUAUUUCAAUAUAAUAUUAUUUCAUGAGCUGUUUUGCUUUUUUUUUUUUUUUUUUCCCCUUAUGCUAUGAUGUAAUAAUGAGAACUGGCACGGAUGAGACGUUUUCCGUUGGCGAAUCAUUUUUUUUAGUUAUCGUGGAAAAUGUCAACUCGCAAUAGCUCGUGAACACGAACCGUUACAUCCGUUGUAUUUUGGGGGCGAAACGUUCCCCGGAGAACUUAUUGCAAUAACCGGCGAGACCCUGCUCACCUAGUACUGACGAGGAAGAGACGCUAGCGUGAACGUGUUUCGUCGCGACGAGCUCGAGAAGCACAUUGCUGAUUAACUCUCGUAACGAAGGCCCAGAAAAGACCAGCGCCGUUUUAUUUAUAUGCAUGUAUUUAUUUUUAUUUUAACUGACUAAACCACAAAAGGGAAACAGCCAUCGCCCUUUCCUUUCCACCUUCACUAGAAAGAGCUAGUUUAGUCGCUUUAUCGCCACCGUACACUUAAACACGAGAUCUAGUCUUCAGAUACGCGCGCUUGAGCUGUAGAGGAGAAAGGGGUCUCUUUUCGGUUCCUCGUGCCUUUUUGUUUCCCCCCGAUUACUUGCAUUCGAUUAUCUUUGCUGUUUUUAGGCCCAGGCCCACUCUUUAACGUCACCUGGCGCGUUUUAAACGAUUGUUUGAGCUCGUUGCACUUUAUCCGAGGCGUCUCUGGUCAAAAUGUGCUCACGAAAGCCCGUUGUUUUCGUGGCUGUUCCACGACGUGAACGCAUUGUGGAUAUUUAGAGACGGAAACGCGAGCUUCCUGUCGGUGCCUUGAGCUUGAAAGACGAACCGGGGAAGGACCGAAGACCGCCGGCCGUCUGAUCCACGCCAAUGCUUUACUGUACGCCUCGCGGAUGUAGUUUCCUCCGUACCUCGUGAAAACUGGUUGUUGGGCAACCACCGGCGUUUUAUAUUUGAAGAACAAACCUAUUUUAACAUGCUUGAAUUUUAUAGAGGUAUAUUCUAAUACGCGGAUAGCUUUCGACGCGACGCCUGUUUGUUAUACUGAUGGAUAUUUUCUAACAUCUGUAUUUUCGAUCGCUCGUUUAUAUCGGUAGUUACUGUACAGGACGCUUCAUUUGUUGCCGUGGUGAUCAUCAUUGAGCGACACGAAUGGAAAAGAUGUUUCGGCAUAAACGAUAUUUUUCUAUCAAAGCGUUGACCACUAAUGUUUUGGGGUUUUUUCCUGUAACCAUACUAAGCUUUUCAAUGGAAAUUAUAAUAUUUGAUUGUUCUGUGACCAUCUUGAAGAACAAGGAGCCUAUAUUUUUUUUUCCCAGGUGUAAAUAAAUGUCGAUAAUGGAGCGUAAA
Molecule: messenger RNA, 3965 nt
Organism: Puntigrus tetrazona (Sumatra barb)
Lineage: Eukaryota; Metazoa; Chordata; Actinopteri; Cypriniformes; Cyprinidae
Gene: dennd6a
Product: DENN/MADD domain containing 6Aa
Cellular component (GO): recycling endosome
Molecular function (GO): guanyl-nucleotide exchange factor activity
Source: RefSeq, a predicted model, not a curated record